AUGGCGGAGCAGGUCCCUGAAUUCAAACUUAUUUUGGUGGGCGAUGGGGGCGUCGGCAAAACCACGCUGGUGAAGCGCCACCUAACAGGUGAGUUCGAGAAGAAGUACAUUCCCACCUUGGGAGUGGAGGUGCGCCCUCUGCGAUUUUCGACAAACUUCGGACCCAUCGUCUUCAACGUCUGGGAUACUGCGGGACAGGAAAAAUUCGGGGGACUUCGCGACGGAUACUACAUCAAGGGUCAAUGUGCAAUAAUGAUGUUUGACGUGACAAGCCGCAUUACUUACAGAAACAUCCCAAAUUGGCAUAGAGAUAUUGUAAGGGUUUGCGAGAACAUCCCCAUCGUAUUGGUUGGCAACAAGGUUGAUGUGAAGGACCGUCAGGUGAAGGCCCGCGUGAUUCAGUUCCACAGGAAAAAGAAUCUGCAGUAUUACGACAUUAGCGCUCGCUCGAACUACAAUUUCGAGAAGCCCUUUCUCUGGCUGGCGAGGCGACUCACCAAUCAGGCAUCCCUCACGUUCACGGGUGAGCACGCCAAGGCUCCAGAGAUAAUGAUCGACCCUUCGUUGGUACUACAGGCGGAGAAAGAACUGCAAGAAGCCGUGAACACCGCAAUCGAGGAUGACGAUGAUGACCUCUAG
Messenger RNA from Cyclospora cayetanensis, 639 nucleotides. RefSeq names its product GTP-binding nuclear protein Ran. Bases 1 to 639 code for a protein of 212 amino acids. The record is from RefSeq and is a predicted model, not a curated record. NCBI's taxonomy places the organism in Eukaryota, Apicomplexa, Conoidasida, Eucoccidiorida, Eimeriidae. The transcript has 5 exons. Gene Ontology annotation, molecular function: GTP binding; GTPase activity. Gene Ontology annotation, biological process: ribosomal subunit export from nucleus; protein import into nucleus. Gene Ontology annotation, cellular component: nucleus; cytoplasm.